Molecule: messenger RNA, 1803 nt
Organism: Saprolegnia parasitica CBS 223.65
Lineage: Eukaryota; Oomycota; Saprolegniomycetes; Saprolegniales; Saprolegniaceae
Exons: 2
Coding region: 1-1803 (600 amino acids)
Source: RefSeq, a predicted model, not a curated record
AUGGACUUUAUGGACGCAUCGAGGCGCGGCAGCUACGGCGAGUCCAAGCCCAUGUGGAAACCGCUGGUGCCAUGGAGCGAAGACGUCAAGCUCGAGAAGGACGGCGCGUGGAUCGAUUGCACGUCGCCCAAUCAUGACGAGUGCAGACCCAUGGUCCUUCUAAAGCCGUUCGCUGUCCUGAGUGUCAUCGUGACCAACAUCAGCGUCGUGGCCGUCGCGACGUUUGGCUGGACCGAUCGUCUGCGCACCGCGCUCGGCCUCCAAGACCUUCCGCGCUGCAGCUUGGUGCUGGUCAUUUCGAUGCUGCUCAGCGUCGCAUGCGGCGGCGGCGGUCUUCUUGGGGACUAUGCGCGACACCGCGGGCUCGUGCUGCGACGGGCGUCAGGCCUCUGGGUCGUCGCGUCGUUGCUGCUACUCUUUGGAUGCGUGCUGGACACGGCCUUUCUGUACGGCCUCGGGCUUGCGCUCGCCUACGUGGCGGCCGGUGCCAUCUUGCCCAACGUCAUCGUGGCGGGAACGGCGCUGGAGCACACACACGACGUCAGCGACGACCAGAAGCGACUCGAGAUCACCACGUUUUAUGGCUGGACCACCGCCGCGUCGAUCGGCAGCCUCGCAGCUACACAAGCCUUCUGUCUUGCGACAACGUCGCGGACCCAAGUGCUUGCGCUCUUUGCGCUUUGCCUCUUGCUGCUCGCGACGCUGUCGUGGUUACAUGUCCAUAUGCGCUGCCGGCGCUGGCCGCCUCAAGUGACGCCCGCCUCCGUUUUUGCCACCGGGUGGCACAUCCUGCGCGGGCACUGGCUCCUCCUCGGCACGAGCGGCGGCGCGCUGCUCAUGCUUCUCGGCGCGAUAGCCGUUGUCGCGAGCGUCGCGGUGCCACAUCGUGCGGGCGCCGCCCUCGACACGCGGUUCGUGUUGGCGGCAGCUGGUGUCGCAAGCAUCUUCCUCGGUUGGAUCACGACGCUCGUCCUUGGUGUCGCCUCGUUCAACUUGCACUACUCGGUUCACGUCCAUCGGCGACGUCAUGGCUCGGACAACCAUGACGAUGAGGAGGAGGAGGACGACGAGGACGGGCCGAUUGCAUCCGAACACAUGCCGGUCCUGCGCGGCUUGAGCCUCUUUCCCAUUGGGUGCAUGGGCGUCUUUGCGGCUGCACUGCGCGGACAGCUCUACUCACUCUUACUCUUGCAGCAGUGCCAGACAAGUCGAACGGCGUUUGGCAGCGUACACGUGAGCCCCGACUACGUGGCGGUCGGCGUCGGCGUCGUUGCGCUCGUGUCGAGUCCGCUCCUCCUGCGCCUCCUCACGGUGGAGCUCAAGGCCUUUGGGCGCAGUACGCGGCUUCUUCACGCGCUUUUGUUCUACCUCGUUGGCACCUUUCUCGCUGGCAUCGUGGAGCUCUACCGCCGCAGCAGCCCGCACGACGUCGGUCCGUUGCUGCUCCCAGACACAACGUGCCACAAGAAGACGACGACGGGUAUGGACUCAGCGUAUGCGAUCGCGUAUCUCGUGCCGCUGGGGCUGGCGGAGAUGCUCUUCCGAACGUGCGUCGGUGAGAUCGGCGCGUUCGUCUUGCCACCUCGCCAGAUGGGGCUGGCGGCCAGCGUGCUCGCGGUCUGCGAUGCGAUCGGGAGCGCGGCCGCCAUUGGCAUCGGCGUCAUCACGGUGCGCUGGUAUCGGACGCCGGCGCCGACGGACCUUGUGCUCGUGCUCCUCGCCUCGACGACGCUCGCGUGCAUGGCGUACGCGUCCAUGAAGCGCCUCGUGGCCCAUUACCAGGCCGCUCAGAUCUGGUUGUAG